Messenger RNA from Pogoniulus pusillus (Red-fronted tinkerbird), 16462 nucleotides. RefSeq names its product StAR related lipid transfer domain containing 9 (gene STARD9). Gene Ontology annotation, molecular function: microtubule binding; ATP binding; lipid binding. NCBI's taxonomy places the organism in Eukaryota, Metazoa, Chordata, Aves, Piciformes, Lybiidae. Bases 63 to 15179 code for a protein of 5038 amino acids. The record is from RefSeq and is a predicted model, not a curated record. Gene Ontology annotation, biological process: microtubule-based movement. The transcript has 34 exons.
ACCCGGGGCGUGAUGCGGGUUCGGGGUUCGGUCGGCCGCGGCGGCAGGGCGUGAGGCGAGUCAUGGCUAACGUCAAGGUGGCCGUGCGGGUCCGGCCUCUGAGCAAAAGAGAGAGUGCAGAAGGAGGAAGAGUGAUUGUAGAAGUUGAAGACAAAGUAGCAAAAGUCAGAAAUAUAAAGAUGGAAAGUAGGCUUGAUAGCACUUGGGACUCAAGAGAAAAGACUGUGGCCUUCAGCUUUGAUUACUGCUACUGGUCAGUAGAUCCUGAAGAUCCAAAGUAUGCUUCUCAGGAAAUGGUGUUCCAGGACCUUGGCACUUCCGUCUUGUCAGGUGCAUUUAGAGGAUACAACAUCUGCCUCUUUGCAUACGGACAGACAGGCUCAGGAAAAACUUACACAAUGAUGGGAACCCCUGCAUCCAUUGGUCUGACACCCCGUAUAUGUGAGGGCCUCUUUUCAAGGAAGGAUGAUUACUCAGAUCAGACAGCAUCAUGCAGAGUAAAGGUCAGUUUUCUCGAAAUCUAUAAUGAGCGUGUCCGAGAUUUGUUAAAACAGUCAGACCAAAAGAAGCCUUACACACUUAGAGUCCGAGAACACCCUGAGACAGGACCAUAUGUGCAAGGAUUGACUCAACAUUUAGUUACAGACUACAAGCAAGUUGUAGAACUUCUAGAAGAAGGAAUAGCUAAAAGAAUCACAGCAGCUACACAUAUUCACAAUGCCAGCAGCAGAUCCCAUGCUAUCUUCACCAUCCAUUACACUCAGGCUGUUUUGGAGAACAAUCUCCCCUCUGAAAUUGCAUGCAAGAUCAACUUAGUGGACCUUGCAGGCAGUGAAAGAGCAGAUCCUAGUUACUGUAGAGACCGAAUUACCGAAGGUGCCAACAUUAACAAGUCACUAGUUACACUUGGAAUUGUCAUCUCCACUUUAGCACAAAAUUCACAGAUGUUCAGCAGCUGCCAGAGCAUAAACACCAUAACAAGUGAAGGGGAGAGCAGUCACGUGGACAGUCCUUCCAUGGGCAGUGUCAGUGGGGCCAGGCGACCAGCUUACAUCCCCUACCGUGACUCCAUCCUCACCUGGCUUCUGAAGGACAGUCUGGGGGGCAACUCCAAGACCAUUAUGAUUGCCACUAUCUCUCCUGCUAGCUCCAGCUAUAACGAGACCAUGAGUACCUUGAGAUAUGCUUCAAAUGCCAAAAAUAUUAUUAACAAGCCCAGAGUGAAUGAGGAUACAAAUGUAAAACUCAUCAGAGAACUGCGAGAAGAAAUUGAUAGGUUGAAAACUAUGCUGAUGAGCUUUGAACUGAGGAAUUCCAGUCCUUCUUGGAGUGAUGACAGGGAUGGAAAUCUGACCGAGCUGGUCCUUCAGAAUGAAAUGAAGAUUGAGCAAUUGACCAAAGACUGGACAAGUAAAUGGACAGACAGGAGAGCCAUCAUGGAAGAAUACAGUGUGGACAUCAACAAAGAAAAAGCUGGAGUAACAAUAGAUUCUAGCUUACCUCAUCUAAUGGCCAUGGAUGACGAUAUCCUCAGCACAGGAGUGGUGCUGUAUCAUCUCAGGGAAGGAACAACCAAAAUUGGAAGAAUUGAUUCAGACCAAGAUCAAGACAUUGUUUUGCAGGGGCGGUGGAUUGAAAGGGAUCAUUGUAUGAUAGAUAACCACUCUGGAGUUGUGACACUGCGACCAGUUCAGGGCGCACACUGCACUGUGAAUGGAUGUGAAAUCACCGGAUCAUGUCGUCUGUCACAAGGGGCCCUUGUUGUCCUGGGCAAGUCUCAUAAAUUUAGAUUCAAUCACCCGGAAGAAGCUGCUAUCUUAAGACAAAGAAGAUCAAUUAGUGAAACCUCACCCAUUCUGAGUUGUGGAGCUUUGGACUGGCUCAACUUGGAUGGAAGUUGUACCCAUUCUUCUCACUAUAUCCUUUCUUCUCUUGACAAUCAAAAAUGUAGAAACUGCAAAGAAAACAAACGUUCUUCUGAACCAAGCAGAGAAAUAGAUGCUGUGCAUGAAGAGUACAAGCAGAAACUGAGAGACCAGGAAGCUUUCCACAGAAAACAAAUUCAACAGCAGCAGCUCUAUGUUGAGGACUUAAAGCAGCAGAUCUUGAGAGGACAGAUCAAAGCAGAGCGGGAACUAGAAAAUGACCAAGCACUAAUCAACCAGCAGAUCCAAGAGAACCAGCAGUGGCUUAUAAAUGAAAAUAAACGACUGGCAGCACUUCAGCAGAGGGAGUUUGCAGUGCAAACGGAGUCCACGCUGUGUGCAGAGGCUGAGGUGCAGAGCACCCUUGGGCUGGAAAUUUGCCCUUCCCUGCUACAGCAGAACAAGAAGAGACUGGUGCAGCUGGAGCUCUUGCGAAGACACUCCUUAAAAAAGGCAGAAAGAAACAUAAGACGGAAAAAGGUGAAAUUCCAGCUGGAAAGGAUAGUCAAGAAGCAGAAGUUAUUGGAAGCCAAGCAAAACCUUGAGCAGCUGGAAGCUUGCUGUCUCAGUGAAGAGUGUGUGAAACAAUCCCAAGUCCUGCAUGAAAAUAUAGCUAUAGGGUCCUCUUCAGAUCACCAGUUGCAAAAGAGAAGAAGGUCACUGGGUUCGAGUUCCUUGCAGCACAAGAGGCAUUGGUGCUGUAAUCCACGUCUGCCCCAGGUACCCAGCUGUUUAUUGAAGAGAGAGACUGUCUCAAAGAUAUCUACCUCACCAAAUACUGAUCAAUGCUGUGAAGGCAGUACAACAGGGAGGUUGUCAUCUGUAGAACAUCUUUACAGAAGAAGUAAAGACACUUCUGGGAAUGAUGACCUUAAUGAUGAAAAAGGGGUCUCUUUUUCAGUCCAGAGGCAGCUAACUGAAAAACAGAAGGCAUCUUCAUUUGGAAAUAAAGAAGGAGCAGAGAAAGACUCCAAUGAUUCAGCCAUCAUGGCUUAUAUCAGUAGAAACAAUCCAAAAAUUGGAAAGUUGGAUGACAACCCAGGCCAAGAUGGACUUCAAAACCAGACCUCUAAAGGCUCCUCUCCUGAUCUUUCUAAGGGGAAAGAUGAGCCUGAAACCUUUAUUGCAGGGACAAGAAUGACAAAAGCAAAGGUGCUAAGAGAUUUAAAUCAGCCUUCAAGUAGCAAUCUAGAACAAAGUAGAGCUCAGGUAUCCAAUAAAAAGACUAGACUGGAUAUCAAUGGAAAAGGUCACAGGUCUUCUCCAGAAAACUUUACUCAAGAAGUGAAGAAAACCAUCUCUGGAAACCCAGCGUCAGUGCAUCUAAACAAAACAGCUAAGAACUUGAAGGAAGAGUCACACUCAGCCUUGCCAAGUGAUGAGAAAUCAUCAGUGAAACAGAAAGAAUUUCUGAUGGUGGCAACAUCAGUAGGAAAUCUCACUAAGAUGAACACACAGACACCACUCUUUUAUGUUGAAAAGAAAUGGCACAGUGCUGAGAUGCUAACUGCUGGAGUGUCCAAAACAGCCACAGAUAUGCUGGAAAACUGGCAAGAGGAUGAUGAAAAUGAGAUUUCUGAUACUGACAGUUCCUAUUCUGUAGAUUCUCUCUCCUGUGCUUAUGCAAAAGCUUUCACAGAGAAACCAAAGCAAGCUUUUGACAGAAAUAAGUGUCUUGUCAACCCAGAAGAUUCUGAGAGUGAUGACAGUCAAAUGUCACAAGACUCUCUGGUAGAAAAGGAAAAUAAAGCCAAGAAGAAAAAUAAAAACCCCUUUCACAAAUCAAAGGUCCACCUUGAGCCACCAAAGCUUUUCAAAAGCAGAACUGUGCACCAUAAUUCACCUUUUAUGACAUAUAUAUCUCGUAGGGGACUGGGAAAGCCUGAAAGAAGCUUUUCUCUGGACAGCUUAGGUGAUGGAGAAGAGAUGCCAGCAGAAGAUCCAAUAGAAGAAUCCAAAUCUGAUUCAUCUGAAGAAAUGCCAGCAGAGAUUUUUUGGAAAUUACAAGCUCCUGUACCACCAGCUAUACAGACUGAGGAAGAUCAUGAGUCCAGGUCCUGUGACAGAGAUGCAGAAGGGAAAAAUCAUGAUCUGAAGCUGAGCAGUUCCUUUUAUUUGGACAAUAAACCACAGCUUGCUUCCAGUAAUCCUUGCAAGCAGCUGAUGACAGGGGCAGAAUUCUCCUUUGUAGAACAAGAAAGGUCUCGUGACAGAAGACUGUAUUGUACAAGGGGAAGUCCUUUGCUUCCUGCAGAUGCUUGGUCCUCCUGUGUCACAAAGGUUAAUGCCAGCAGCCCCCAUGUAACAGCACCUUCUUCCCAUGAAAAUUCAGAAUUUCAAGAAGCUCAUUUGCGUUCCUUGAGCAAACCAGAGCUUUGGGUGAAGAAAGAUGAUCUAAAGCAGUCAGCUGCUGAAGUUUCUUUUGUCUCUGGUUCCAAGCAGGUACACAGCUUUACUCAUUUAUCAUGUCAUGUAAACAAAAUGGACACUGUCUUCUCUGACACAUCAGAAGUACCUUUACCUGAAACAGCAACAACUGCAAGCAGAGUUUCUACCAGUGGGCCGUUAAAGAAGAUCCUGAAGGGAUGGACAGACUCUAAUGAAAAUUCUUCUUUGGAAUCUCAAGAUGGAAUGUCCUUGUUUGUUAGCUUGGUAGGACCAAGCUCCUCUUUCACUCCUAUUUCAGCAAAGCAUGAUUAUUAUGAACAUACAGGGUCAAAUCCCCCUGAACAAGAACAGCUCAACAAAUUAUCUGCUUACAAGUCUACCAGUGAGUGCACACAAAUGUUCCACUGUUUGGAAAGUGCCUCCACUGCAGACUGCUCCUCACUGCUAUCUAGGAAAGAGGAACAUUCUUUCCCCACAACUCAUCCAGAGUUACCCAAAGAUCACAAUCUGAAAAAAACACCUUUUAUUUCUGUGUUGCCUGUACAAGUUUUGGGGCAGAGAAAUGGCUGUGUUGAUGGAGAUUUGAAAGGUGAUUUCUUCAGAGGUUUUGAAAAAGAUGACCUUGAUGAUGACUUCAAUAACCUGAUGACAAAAUCAAGUAAGACAGAUUCCAGCAGUGGAACUGCAUCUGUCAGUGUACCUGCUGCUGGAUCUUUUACAGGACUUGCUUGUAGUAUGACCUCAACACAGACAUCUGCAGUAAAACAAGUCCAGUUUGGAAAUCAUGGGCAGCUUUUUCCAAGAAGGGAAAUACCAACAUGUUGUGAUGAAGGUUUCUUUCUCAGUGACUUAACAAACAAGAACUACUCAUUAGCAAAGCUUCAGACAUCAGCUAGACAAGGAGCAGGAUCAGCUGUUAUAGAAGGUCUUUUUGGGUCUGGGGAGAAUCAUUUGAAAACAAUGCAAGAGAUGGAUUCUGAGCAAAUAUCUGCAGAAGAAAUAACAGUAGAGACAGAUUUUUUCUCACAGAAGACAAUGUAUCGAUGCAACCCUUUAGUGGUUGCUCACAGCGUGAGUUACGAUCAGUCUGCAGCACCAAUAGAGAUGACUCAGCAAGAGAUGAUCUGUAUGGAAACUAGCACAGAUAGCCUGGCAGAGUUUGUGCCAGAGGUGCCUUCGUUCAGAGAUACUGAAGAACACAAACCAGAGGAUGAGGACUUUUCUUCACUGAGUCAUUAUGAAUUCAAAAGCAAACCUGUUUCAAAAAGUUAUUGCCACGAAUGUGCUGCAGCAGACAGUCAGACAAAAUGCUCAUCCCAACACAUUUCAGAAGAUUCUACAUUAUGCAUUGGUAAUGGAAGAGAAGAAAGCAGUGAGAGCAAAGAACACAAUGUCUUGAAUUCUCAGGCUUUAGUUCAGGAAGACUUUUCAUCUAAGUAUGAAAGCUUAGUAGUAAAUGAAGUGAGUUAUCUUGUAGUGAAUGGGAAUGGGAAAGAUGCAGAAUCCUUCCCUGCUGCUGUCUGUGACAGUGCAAAUGAUUUUCUCCCGGAAUCCAACUCAAGCAUAAUUUACGAAGCUUCAGCUACAGCCAAUCUUUUUCAAAGCACAUCAGAGACUGAAAAUCAUGAUAACCUCUUGCAGCAUGUCACAACAGAGAAGGGACAUUACUGUGCCACAUCUAGUCUUACUGUGGGAGGCGGUGCUGCAGAAAGUUGUUCCCACGUGAAUUCUGGCUCCUUUAGCACAGCAUGCUCUUCAACAGGUGAGAGGAAGAGUACACAUGAGACAGCUGAUAUCUCUGUGGAAUUUGAUGUGACCAUUCUCUCAGAAGCAGAAACAGAGAACAAAUGUUUACCUGAAUCCAGAGAACAGAAAGAAGCCUUGUUUGAAAGUGAUUGCCCAGAAGAGAUCUUGCUUGUUAAAGAUGGUGUACAGUCAGAGUCAGAAAAAGUACUUGAGUGCAGGACAAAUACAUCAGCUACUGUGUCUCAAGAGAAUAAUGAAGAAUCCAAGUGUUUAAAAACUCCAGAAAUCAAUUCAGAAGCAAUCAUGGUUUCUUCUCAGAAUGCAAAAUCAAACGCCGAUGAAGAACUAACAGAAGUAACUAAUAGUGUAGUCAGUUUAGGAACAAAUGCAUUGGCAAAUAAAUCCAGGCAGAUUGAAAGUUUACCUGGCUACCCAAUAGACAAAAUCCAAAGCGUAGCUGAAGACAGGAGCAGAGAGGAUUUUAAGGACAUUAGUCUGUCUCAGAAUCCAAAGAAACCACUUGAUGCUGUAGCUUCUGAAGUUCAGUGUGAGUUUUAUACAAAUCUCUGCUUGACACAUGAGGAGGUGGAGAGGGAUGGACUGCCGGUAGCCUGCAGCAGGGCAGAACAUGCUCAGGCAUCAGAAGCACUCCUGCAUUCUGGCAUCAGCUUUGGCCAAAAAGAAAUAAGUGAGGAAAUGGAAAUGGGUUUUUACUCACCAGAGUUUUCUGUUGCUCCCAAAACCACUCCUUCAGCUGUGUGUUCCCACACCACAGAUUCUGUCACUCAGAAUACUUCAGGCUUCCUUGAUACAUGUGAGGGAUUUUUACAGAUGAGCAGAAGAGAAGAAAAUGUGUGUAAUACAGAGGAUGUAGCUGCAACAGUACUAAUCACAAGUGGGCAGGGAGACAUUUUAUCAAAACCUGAAAAUGAAGGGCAAGUAUAUUGUAGUACCUUAACUGAACCUCACGUACCAAACCAUUUGUCUCAGGAAGACAAGCUUAAUGAAUGUGAGGAGACUGGGAGCGAAGAACAAAUCCUGACAAAGACUGAGGGGCUGACUAUUAUGAGGCAAGAACUCAUACACACAGAUGGAAAUGUUUUGUUUACUGAAGAGUCUCCAACUCUCCAUCAGAUGUGUUGUGACAGAGAGGAUAAAGAGGAAAUUUUUAAUCAGUUUAGGAUCCCGGAAAGAUACUUGACAGCUUCCGGGCUAGAAGACAAUAUGCUGUUAGAAGAUGAUUCGAGUUACCAUGAUCCUACUGAAAUGAGUGAAGAUGGUGGCUCAGUGGACUCUCUUACAGAUAUAAGCAAUGCAGUCAUGAAAGAAGCUGAUGCAUAUGAGUAUUCAAUUGGUGAUAGUACUGGUGUUGACCAAUACAGAACUGAACAAGAAUGUGAAAAUCUCCACAUUACAGAGGACAGCCAUACAUAUAUGAGCUGCUCUGUGCAAUACCCUGAGCCAGGCACUUCAGAAAACUUGAAUGUAAGUAACAUUAAGAAAAGACAUGACAUUUGUGGAUUGGCUCCAGGAGGCUCCAGAGCUGAGGAGGAGAAAGUGCAUUUGAUGGAUCUAAUUCAAAUGGCCAGAACAGACAAAGAAAAGCAGAUGUUUGUAGAAAACUCGGAGGAGGCAGGAGUGAUCAUUUUACAAAACCUGAAUGAACUAUUCCCUGAAAACAAAGAGAGCUGCCAAAUGACACAUAGUGACAGCAAAUUAAAUGAAACCAUAAGAGAGAGCCAGUGGGUGUCUACCUGCUUUUCCAGAAAUAGCAAAGAUACCAACAAGCAACAAAGCCCACCAGCCACACUGAAGUCUACUGAAAAAACCCACCAAGGUUCAUUUAAAGGUUCCUCGUGCCAGUCUGUAACUCAUGUUUUAUACCUUGGAAUAACUGAUGAUUCCCAUCUUGCUCAAGACAUUCCCACUGCAUUGAAAGACCACACAAAACCACCUAACAGCAGUGCUGGGACUGGAGCGGUUCUGCCUUACUAUGAAACACUAAUGGAGAGUGAGGUCUGUGUUGGGACACCUGCUACAGUAAACACAAAUGGAGAAGAAAAACAUCUUUCUGUAAGAAAGAAUGUGCCAUUUCAGCAGACCAGGACCACACAGGAUAGGCAUGGGGAAGAAUCCUUUUUAUUUAACACUACACUCGAUUACGCUGUGUCUGGGCACCUUGUCAGUGAGAACAUCUCUUCCACUCCCUGCAGUGCAGGCCAUCCUGAGUCUGAAACUGUUGUACUUAAGCAAGAGGCCAAGGAAAACUUGGAUUUUUCUGAGACUAAAACUCAGAAUCUUAACAAUGCUUAUGAAGAUCACAGUGCAGAUUUAAUGGUUAAUAAGCUAUCAAAAGAUUGCCUCGAUUCCACAGAAGAUACAGCUCAAGAGAAAGAGGGUGCCAGUGUGCCUUAUUCACUGCUCUUGGAUAAUUCAAGCCUGCUUUCUUCUUCGGAGGAAGAAGUGAUGAAAGGUCUAGGAGGGGGGGAAAUGCCUUCUUUACUAGAAGUCUGUUCACAAAAAACAUUUCACAGUAAUAACACUACUGAGAGAGUAUCUCACUCAGGGAGUUCAUCCCAGUAUGAUGAGGAGGAGACAUUUUUAAGCACAAACUAUACUGCAACAAACAGUAAAAAUGACAAUGUAGAAUUUUCUGGUGUAGCUGGAUGUCAGCCUGAGCCCAGCAAAAAUCAAGGUCAUGUGAAUUUGGAAGAGCUCUGCGUAGACCAGAUGGGCAGCACUGUUUCUAAGAAUGCUUCAGCCCCUUCAGAAGGCCUGGACAAGUCUCCAUGUGGAAAUCUACAUUAUAGUACAAAGUUUGUAAAUUGUAAUAGAAUCUUGGGUACUUCUGAAUAUCCUCUUGGUCUCCUGAAUCAUCCAUCAUCAUCUGCAGAUGCUUUGAUUGCUGGCAAUAGAGACAAGGGUGAAAACAAUGCUGUUCCCUGUGAGGAAACGAAGUACAUUGAAGGUGAAUCAGCUGAUUUAAGUGUAUCUCCAACUUUUCCUGACAUUUCUCAAAGAAGAGAUGAAAAGAAAAAUAAUUCUGCAGUUGCAGAGGCCAGAUGCAUUCAGAAUAAUAAACUCCCUGGGAAAGUUGCAGAAACAGAUCAAAAGGAGGAAAUAAUUCAAGGUUCUUUCCAGAACUGCAAUGACAUAAAAGAAAAUAAGAUUAGCAAGUACUUGGAACACUGCAGGAACCCUUCUAGUGUGACUGUACCAGAAUUGAGCUUGCUUACUUUUCAGAGCAAAGGACAGACUGGCAGUAAAGAAACAAAGUCUUUUCCAUCCCACUUUGCAGAAGGUUCUCCAGAUGAUACACCAUUUCAAAGCUCCAAGAACUUUAGUGCUUCUGACACUUCUUGUUUGCUUGAUAACUCAAAAACUCUAUCAUUUACUCAUCUUGAGGACUCACUUCAGGGCACUUAUUUGACUGGGCAUGCAUCCUCCAGUUCUGCAUCUGUGUGCUCUGCAAAUGAGGGAGGUUUUCCUCAAGCAUUUGCAAGUGUCAGUCACCCAUCCUUAACACCAUUUCCAGACCCUCCUUUAACUGCAGAUACAGGCCAGGGUGAAACUGGCAGGCACAGAAUUUCGCACACAGGUAUAAUGCAGCGUUCUCCAUCUGUUAUCUUGCAAAUACAAGACACUCAGUCUGACAAGGCCGUGGUAUUUGAUGAACCAACAUGUGCUUCAGGGAGUAUUUUACUUUCUCUUGCAAAAGAAAACAGGCAUUGUCCAGUAUCAGACACAAACUCUACUUCAUAUCAAAAGUCUGCUGUGGAGCAGGAACCUGCAUAUGGAAGUAAUCAUCAAAAAUUCAGCAAUGCUACAGAAGUUGAUCAGCAGCGCUGGGUUAAAUUUCCACCACAAGAAGCUUGCACAGAACACACAGAGAAAGCACUAAAUGAGAAUUCUUUUUUGUUCCCGUCAUUAAGUUUUUGGGGUACUGGAAGGACAGCUCUUGUUCAAGAGGGACGAAGGAGAAAAGGAAUGAACAGAAAUGAAGAAGAACUGCAUUCAAACACUCAAGCUGAACAUUCUGUACUAACGACAGAACAGAGCAAAACAGUAAGUAGAGAACCUGUUCAAAAGCAAAGUGAUGGGUCCUCAAAUGCUGCAAAUGAAUUAAUAAGCUCAGAAGUUACAGUGCUAGAAAAUCUGUGUUCAGGAGAUGUUGAUGUGGCUCCUGAACACACCUGCAAUUCAUUUAGUCCAGCAUAUCCCACAUUCAGCAGAAGCACUGGUUGCAGCCAGCUGUACCACACUGCCUUGGUCUUUGAAGAAACCCCUGCAGAUCUGCAAGAUAAUUGUCAAUUUGUGCCUGUUGGUGAACAGGCAGAACAAGUGCCAGAAAGAACAAGUACAGAUGGUGGAAAAGAGAUUUCCCUUUGCAAAAUCAAUACAGGUUUGAGCAUUGAUAACCCUUCUGUUGCUGCUGCAAACAAUCGCUCAACAACAGAAGAGUCUACGAUGAGGAGAAAGGUUCUGAAAUCAGAAAGAACAACAUUUUCUGUAAUGAAUAAUAAAAGUACAUCUGUAAAUUGUUUACCAGAAAGUCAUGAUUUGGCUCCUCAAGAAUCCAAAUCAGUGCAGUUCAGAAGCAAAAGAUCAGAUUCUACUACACAGAAUACAAAGAGCUGUAAACAAAGUGAACACAGAUCUUAUUUACAAAGUCACCGACUAUCAGCUCCAGCUAUUGCUGUCUUCUCUGAUACAGAAUAUACUUUGGAAGCCUCAUCUAAGGCAGAUCCUCCUUUGUUAUGUUCUGCAUCUAAAUCGCUACAAGAUUUAAAUAUGAGUGUAGAGCCUCCAUCACCAACUGAAGAUGAUCUUCACAGAACUGAAAGAUUUUCAAAACAGGAAUUAAAGAACUUUCUGCAUAUUGAAUCUAACUCCAGAUUUCAGCAAAGAAUGACACAGCUUAUGAAGCUUGAAGAUUAUGAUCCCAAAAAUGUACCACAUUUUGCAGCAAGAAGCCAAAGCAGUCACUCCUUAAAAGACUGUGCUACUCAACCUCCACUGUCCUUGCUGCACACAGCUCACAGUUCUGCAGGUACAGAAGCAAACUGCCAUUCAAAGAGUAGCUCUGUAGCUCAGUGUAGCGAAGGGAAAGUUGAAGAAGCUGGAUACCAGCCAAAAACAGGUUUAUUUUUGCAAGACAAUAAAGAUACAAUGCGUUUCAGUUCAAGUGAUGUCAACCCAUUUAUUUGUCCAUGGGGAAGAGAUGAAUCAUGCAAGAUUGGCUGGAAACAGUAUGUUUUUGGAAGUGCAAGUGAUGUCUCUUGCAAUCAAAUUCCUUUAAACCUGGACACUUGUAAAGUUAUGAGAUGUUCUAGUGUAGACAAUGGAUUGAAUUCUCAAAAUUCUCCUUUUCAUUCUCAUCUCAGUUCAUAUGCUACAGCAAAGGUUUUGUCGAGCACUUUGAGCAGUAUUGAAGGUCUUCAAGGAUGGGACAAUGUCAGACAAGAGUUUCAACCUGCAUGCUCAAGUGACAGUACCAAGCAGCAUGGCAAUGUAUCUAGUGAGAUAUUGAAAGCUGAUCCAGAAAAUUACACUGCUGAAUUGGAGAAUCCUUCUGCACAACCUGGCAACUCUCCAGUGCAGGUUGAUGAAAUUGUACUCCUGUAUCCUUCUGAGUCUGAAAGGUUGGCCAAAAAACUACCGAGGAUUACCUGUGAGCAGGGAACACAAACAGCAACUACAGGAAAGUAUAAAAGGCAAAGGAGACAUCAGAGAAGCUAUACAGAUGUUUCUGCAAGAAACCAGGAAACAAGCAGAUAUUUAUUUCAUCAACCCUCUUCUUGGAUGAGCAUGCAGAACUUGUCCAUGCAUCUGUCACAGCUGCUUCAGAACACUUCUGAGCUGUUGGGAAACCUUUCCCAGCAGAAUAUCAUGGAUAAUGAGCAAAAUCUCAAAACCAGCCAAAGAGAAAAUGAAGAGGUUGUUAAGGCUACUAGAUCAGAUAGCUGCACUCAGACUACAGCAGAUGUAGGCACUCAAACUGAGCUUUUGGAAGAACCUCAAAGCAAAACAAAACCAGCAAGGGGAAAAAUGGAAGAUGAGUUGAGGGCAGCACAGGCAGUAAAUGUGAAUUGGAAGGGAACAGGUGGUAAGAUUCCCAAAAGGAAAGAGCAAACACUCUCUCUUGAAGAAAGGACACAAGAAGGAGCCGGGAUGAGAAACCUGAGCAAUCCUGACUUCCAUGACAGUCUUGCCAGCAUUUUGGAAGAUUCCUUUAUGCGUCUGCCUCCCUUGCCUAGAACAUCCACUCCUAUCCUAGAUUUUAAAAAAGCAUUAUUGAAUGGCCAGCAGAAUGUUGCUUUUGCAGGUACCAGACUUUCGUCUGCCACAUCAUCUUCGCUGAGUUUGGGGAAAGAUGGCUCUUCAUGCACUGUAGCUAGCAGCACCUCUCAGCCUCCAUCAUCUUACACCCAGGAUAAAACUGUCAGUGAUCUGGAGGUUCCAGCUGAAAGAAAACGUAGUUACAAAAGCACUCUGCUAGUCGAUAGGGCCUCCUCCCCUAUUCUUACUAUUAGUGCUAGUCCCAGCAGCCAGACGGCUUCUAGCAGAUCUGCCUGCCCUGGAAACAAAUCUCUUGGAUAUUCCAGUGAUGCUUCAGGUCCCCUUUACAACCAGAGAAGACAGGGGGCAAGUCCAAAAUCCAGCAGGCAACCUCACGUGGACAACUUUUCACAGACAGAAGCAGACACUGAAUCUGGCACUUCUAGAGAACUUAAGGACAAAAGAGAGAAACCUAAAAGCUGCUCCAAUAAGAAAGCAGCCAAAGAGGUUUUAGGACAGGAUGGAUCAAAAGACUUGGAACAGCAGUGCAGACCCAUGAUUGACACUUGGGCCAAACGACUGUGUCGCUCCAGUAGCACCUUGGAGAUGUCAGCUCACAGGGAGCUUUUAGCAGGUGAUCUCAAACACCGCAGCCCACUGGCACAUCCACUUCGUUGUAUGUAUGCCACGAGGGGAGAAAGAGGUUCUUCAGCUGGAGUUAGAUGUGGAAAGUAUGUUGGUAAUUCUGAUACUGCUUUGAGUCAUAACUUCUUGCCUCUAAAUGCUGACUUACUUUGUAAUAAACAAAUGAGUACCACUUCUUUAGGUAAGACAAAUGCUAGUGCCUCCUCAGAAUCUCUGGUAGAAGCUGCUUCUCUACAAUUCCGUGAUUUCUUCUGGAAAAAUGAAAAGAGCUGCCCUACCCCACUCUCUGAUGGAAGAAAUGAGCAAACUUCCUUCCAAGAUGACAACACAGGUUCUGUCACUGAAAGCGGAUGUGACACUGAAAUUCCUCUCAACAGAAGUAUUUCUUUUGCAAAGCCUCACAGGCCUCGGAGCUACAGUCUCCGCGACUUGCCCAUGCACAAUAAAUUCAGCAACUGGUGUGGUGUUAAGGGCAGCCCUUCUCCUUCCUUGCUCAGCCUGAGCAGCAGUGUCACCGAUUUACAAAGUCAGGCAGAAAGGAAACCUAGAAGCACACAAGAAACAGAAAUAGGAGGGAAUUCCCAGCUCUGUGACACCAGGAGCAGAGAGAUCGAGAGGCUUCAGCGAGAGCGUGCUCAGGUUAUGUCUGGUAUUCACCUGGAUCUGCAUCAGCAGCCCCUCACUGUGGAGCUGGCCGAAGCAAAGCUCAACUACGGCAUUGGGGAAACAGAUGCCCUGCUGAGGGUCCUUCAGAGUGGGACUGCAGAUGACCCAGUGGCCAUGCCAGUGAAGCAGAAACUUUAUGAAAGGCACAUGAAGACUAUUGAAACUCUGAGGAAGGAAAGAGAAAAAAGGCUACAAAGAUACCAAAGAAGCCGAAGUUUGAGUCCUCAGAAGCAUCUGAGUCUGUUGCAGACAUUGGAUUCAAGUCAGAGGGAUCUAGAUUUCCCCAGCAGACGUCUAGAAUAUCUGCAACAACUGAGAAGGGAUGUGGUAGAAAAUACCAGAGCUCAGGAACCAAAAAGAAGCAUUCAGCAUCCUUCAGACAUUGAACUGUUGCUCCGAGACUACCAGAGGGCACGAGAGGAAACCAAGACUGAAAUUGCGCGAGCUCGGGAGAAGCUCCGGGAGAGAGCUGAGCAGGAGAAGAGGCGCCUUCGGGAGCAGAUGUUUGCCCAGUUAGAGAAGGAAGAAGCAAAGCUAAAGACUCUUGCAAGUACCAGCACUUUAUGUACAGACUCCAGCCUCAGCCUCUCAUCCAGUCCAUCAUCUGGUUACAACAGCAGCAACACUGCUACAUACACUGCCAGUAACCUCAGCAGCCAGGAAAGACAGGUUUCCUCUGGAAAUGCUUCGCUUUCAAGAGAUACACGAGGCCGUUCUGCUGUUAGAAACAGCCACCUUUAUGUUUUAGAGCAACUGCAGCAGGGGUCAACAUUUGAGGCCACCAGAAUUCAGCCAGCCCUUCCUGCCACUAGCAUCAGCUGCAGGUUCACUCAUGGAUUAACUAUUUCUGUCAGCUCAGCUUCAGCAGAAGGAUACCGAGACUUAGCCAAACAUAUCCUGGCUAAUGCUACCACUGAGGUGAUGGCUGCCUGCUCACACAACCUGAGGAAUCUCUACACAUGCCAAGCAGCGGCUGGGUGGAAGUAUCAGUGCACAGAAAAAGAGGUGCUAGUUUACUACAAAGUGUUCCCCUCAGCCACAAGGCACGGGUUCUUGGGCGCAGGGAUCAUAGAAAGACCUCUUCCCUAUGUGUGGGGACUGGUGAGAGAUCCUGGCAAAAGGCACCUCUACGACCCAUCUAUAACCACAGCUCGAGUGCACAAGAAAGUAACCAGCCACAUUCAGCUGGUGUAUUUAGUGACUGAUACCUCCCUCUGUUACCUAAAGCAGCCUCGGGAUUUCUGCUGCAUUACCGUGGAAUCCAAAGAGGAGAACUUGUCUAUCCUGGCUAUUCAGUCUGUCUACGACGCAUCCAUGCCUCACCCCUGCAAAGAAGUGGUGAGAGGGGAGAUUUUGCCAAGUGCUUGGAUACUGGAACCUGAUGUAGUGAAUGGAAGAGACAUCACCAGAGUGAUUUACAUGGCACAGGUGGACCUUGGUGCCCCGGCCAUACCCACACGGCUCCUCAGCUCCAUGGCCAAGCGGCAGCCCCUGGUGAUCGCUCGACUGGCGCACUUUCUUGCUGGUUAGGUGUCUGGGUUUGGACCAAACGCUAACAGCAGCUGAAAAUCCCCAAAGAGAUGAAGUACCUGUAAGGGUCAUGUAAAAGGGACAGUGAUAGUCAGGCUUCACUUCAGGAACCUAACUGCUAAUACUGAACUAUACAGAAGUGUAGGUAAGAAAAAAUGAACCUUUUAGACAAUGCUUCUUGGAAGAAACACAGCAAGUUUAAUGGUGACCCUGCCUGCCUGCAGACAGUGGUGGAAAGCCUCCAUGGAGCAGCAGGAAGAUGUGCUGUCUCUACAAAGAGUGGAGGAAGAGACUUUGCUUUGCCACAGCCAAUAUCUUACACGCAGAAAUAUGUUACCUAAUUUCUGUUUCUCAGGAGGUUCAAAAGUCAGCUUCCUCUCUUUAAGAAAGUUUAGGCAGCAGAGAAAAAGGCAAUGGAAGCAAUGAAAUGCACCACAAACUGGAAACAGUACACAAAUGACUUGAGCCUUUUACAAGCUCUUGAGUAAAGCUGCAAAGCCACUUUUUAAUGUUGAGGUAAGUGUCAAAUGCAGAAUUCCCAACAGUGUAGGUAAGUCAUUUAACUUAGCAAGCUGACUGCACUCCCCCUGGACAAGGGAAGUCUGACCAGCACGAACUCCACUAGUCAUCCUACACCCCAGGUAAAUCUUUGACUGCUUGCAGCCGUCAAAGGUGUCUCAGAUGGCUACUACACUAUGCAGCAUCAGUGGAAACCACCACACCUCAGGACAGUUCUACUGCACUGCAGAAUUAGGUGCUUUGAAAUAAAGAAACCAAACCAACAGUUGUAAACAGUGACACUUUGUUGUUAGAGGGAGUAGUAGAAGUAAGGAACCAGCUUGUUUGCAGGAAUUAAAUCCUGCAAAUUAGCGUAUCUUUUUCCAUCAGCCUUUCCAUGCCUUUACCCAAAUGCAUUAAAGAAUGGAAACUCUCACCUGGCCAGGGUCUUCCCACACUUCCUCAUCCAUACCAUGACCAGCUCCUGUCUUGCAGCAGUGACUAUAAACUCUUCCUGUUUGAUUACCUCAGAGGAUUGCUGUUUAGUCCAGUAAUCCGUUGUCAGGCUCUACCCCUUUGUUCAGCACACUCUCUAGUCCAGUCGCAGUCCUGAAAUUCAAACAACCCACAACCAACCUCAUUUAGUUUUUCAGCACAAAGGUAAAGAAUCCCUUUAGAUAUCUUAAAUAGGCAGUAAAAGCUAUGAUAUGCUUUCUUCAGCUCAGCAAAGCCCACAUUGUUCAAGCAGCUGCUGCACUUUACACUGUCAAGUGACAGAUAUGUAU